Molecule: messenger RNA, 2375 nt
Organism: Pezoporus flaviventris
Lineage: Eukaryota; Metazoa; Chordata; Aves; Psittaciformes; Psittacidae
Gene: TAF1B
Product: TATA-box binding protein associated factor, RNA polymerase I subunit B
Exons: 15
Coding region: 159-1904 (581 amino acids)
Biological process (GO): nucleolar large rRNA transcription by RNA polymerase I; RNA polymerase I preinitiation complex assembly
Cellular component (GO): RNA polymerase I core factor complex; RNA polymerase transcription factor SL1 complex
Molecular function (GO): RNA polymerase I core promoter sequence-specific DNA binding
Source: RefSeq, a predicted model, not a curated record
UCCCAGCCGGCAGCAGGCCUGACUAAUCGAGAGGCCGGGGAUGCCCGGCCCCGCGGCGGGCGCGGAACUCAAGUGCCAGGGCUGCCGUUUCCAGGCCGGGCCGCGGUGUCGGCGCUCGGCGCGGUUGCCACGGUGCGGGCCCCGGGGCGGCUGCCGGCAUGGACGAGGAAGCCACGAGAGAUUUUAAUGAACGCUGUGCCCAGUGUUCGGAAGUGAACUGGGGUCUCACUGAUGGAGGCAGAUUUUACUGCAGAUCUUGCCACAAUGUUACUGAGAUAACUAGAGAAGUUGUAAACACUGAUUUUAUUACUAACACAAGAGUCCAGACAAUCUCCAAAGGUUCAAAAAAGCAGGAAAAAAAUGAUGGAGGCUGUGAAUGGUAUGUUUGUGAAGGCUUUCAGCUCGUACUCAAGAAACAAGCUGAAGCUUUAGAAGCAUUAGGAGUAUGUCCACAAAUGAAGGAUGAAGUUCUAUGUAAUUUUUGGAGGUGUUACCUUCAGAAGAGCAAACAGGCAUAUUGCAUCCAAUCAGCUGGGGAAACUGUCAAAGCAUUAUCAGUAUGUGAUAGUAGUACUGAUGUGGACAGUGACCCAGAAAGAUCUAGCAUUCUUCACUUGCUGUCCCUCUCUGAAAGUGAAGGGGAUCUACAGACUGAUAACAGCUUUGCCUCAUCAACUAGCAAGGUCUCAGAAAGCACCUCUCUGUGCUCUGGAUCGGUAGAUGGUAGCUUGUAUUUAAAGAAGAACCAAAAGGAGAAACUGAGGAUGACAAUGCCAAUGACCCUUUCAUUCUGUUACAUGGCAUUACUCUGGCUGAGAGAACCAAUGACAUUAUCUGAUCUCUUAAGGUUUGUUGUUGAAGGUCAUAUUCCAUAUUUGAAUGUUUUCCAGCAUUUUCCAGAGAAGAUGAAAUUGCGUGGACUUGAUCUUAAGAUCUUUUGUGUAGAGUCAUGGCCUGUGUAUGAAGAAGUAUACAACAAAAUGCUUGAGCUUGCAGUGUUUUUAGAGCUGCCUCGUUUUCCAGAUAUAACAGACAGCUGCUUUCUUCAUCCAGACAUGUUGUGCAUGAAGUACUUGAUGGAAGCUAAUUUACCUGAUGAAUUGCAUAAUUGGACUUGUCGAGUGGUGAAAAAGAUUGGUAUUGGAGAUACGGAUUUCCUAACUCUUGCGCCUGGAAAUAAGUCAACAAGAAAAGUGAAAUACGAUGUUCUUGCUGCAGCAAUUAUUGUAGUUGUGCUGAAAUUAUUGUUUUUAUUAAAUGAUAAGUAUGAAUGGAUACUUUCAGACUUUGCUGGAGAGAGAAAUAAAAAUAGCAAAGAAGGUGGCUUGUAUUUUGACUUCAAAAAGUGGUACAAGGUGAUAAAAUGUGCCUUGGAUGAGAAGCAAAAGAAAUUAGAUGAAGAGAGAGCCAAGUGUUUGUGGAGAUGUGAAAAGCCACUGUUUUAUUCAGCUGAGAUGAAAUCUAAAGUUCUGAAGAGAAGACAAAUGGCUGUGAACUUACAAAAUCAGUUUGGCAAGCUGUCUGGUUCCGUGCAACCUCCUGAAAAGCCAAAUCCUUCAAGUUUUCAGUUAAGUUGGUCAGAAGAAAACACAGAUGGGAGUUGUUUUCACGGGCAUAGCCUGAAGGGAAUUUUGCAAGAAAAAUGUGGUUUACUUAAACCCAUGAACCCUGGCUAUUGGCUGUGUACAGUUAAACUAUGCACUGAGAAAUCAUGUGGUCAUCUGGCUCAUUACUCCAGAGAAGAGGACUUUCCCCAGAGUUACCAUUUUGUACUAAGCUUAUUCUCCUUUCUUCUGAGGAUACAGCCCUCCUAUAUCCAUGAUGAGGUCUGUGUGAUAGAACAUAAACUUUUUAAUAAAAAACUCUAUAAAAAGCCAAAAUACAGCAGAGGCCUAAGGAAGUAAAAAGGCCUAAAUAUAACAUUAUUAAAACCAUGUAAAUUAGUUGGUUCGAUCCCAAAAUAUGAUAUUACAACUAAGGUGGAACUGAUCCUUUUGCUUGCCUUCAGAUUUUUUUGUUAAGAUUGUACUGCUGAGACCUAUUACUGUACUUUAGUUGUAGUGUCAUUUUAUCUGUAACUGAAGUCACUGGUUUCCAGCUGGGAAAGUUACCAAGGAAACUGUUUAUUGCUAUUUAUUUCCUCACUUUGCAUCAAAGCCAACAGGAAGCUAUGAAAUUACCAUGUUUUUUGGCAUAGUUAUACAUGCUUCAAGUGUACUGGACAGCACGUUGGCAUCUAAUUACAUUGUGAGACUUUGCAAUUAAGAUAUCUAUUUUUUUACCUACUGUUAUAUGACAGCAAAUAUAUUUCUAGAAAGUAAUGUUUACUUUGUUUUGAAAUAGUGUGUUAACAAAUAAAAGGAGCAGUUGGUUGA